This is a messenger RNA of Eruca vesicaria subsp. sativa (arugula), 2278 nucleotides long. The record is from the annotation of a GenBank genome assembly. NCBI's taxonomy places the organism in Eukaryota, Viridiplantae, Streptophyta, Magnoliopsida, Brassicales, Brassicaceae.
GUUUCACAUUAAAAACUCAAAAACCAUUUUCUCUCCCUUUUCCCUUCACUAGAAAGACCAAACACAAGCUUGAAAGAUGAUGAAUGGUUUGAAAAGAACGUUUUGGACUUCCAAACAUAGAAAGACAGACGAUAGAGGAGUUGACGAUCGGGCAAAACCCACUUCAAUGUUCGGUUUUUUCUCUCACCCGUCUACUCCAAAGUCCGAGACCCGACCCGAUUCAGCUACCUCCACCCUUCGUUGCCACAGUUGGGCCGCUACUGCCGUUGCCACUCCCUCACCCUCUCUUCCCUCUAGUCCCAUUCUUCACUGCAGAACUUCCGGCUACGACGAAACUCCCAUAGCCGCCACUACCCCUCGCAGAAACAGAAGCCCUCUCUCUCUUCUCACCCUUUCUUCCCCUUCCUCCCCCAAAUCUCCCGCCAGCUUCUCUCUCCUUAAAGCAAAACUCUGUUUCACUAAAAGUAACGGCAGCAGAUGUGGGAUUUGCUUACAGAGCGCGAAAGCUGGGAGAGGAACGGCGAUAUUCACAGCGGAGUGUUCUCACACUUUUCAUUUCCCGUGUGUGGCCUCACGCGCGGGUGAUCUUAACCUCCUCGCCUCCUGCCCCGUUUGCGGCGCCUCAUGGACAACAGAGACAUCACUCGUCCCUCACUCUCCAGAAUUCUUAUCCGAGUCCAGGACCCGAGAACCACCGUCGUCCAAAAAGUCCUUGAGAGUCUACAACGACGACGAGCCUCUCGUCUCCUCUCCAAUCUCGCCUGCAUGUUUCAACACCAUACUCGAAUCUGAAGAAGAAGAAGAUGAUGAUGAUGAUGAUAACGGAGGUUUCAAAGGCUUCUUCGUUAACACGCCGUCACCGUUAACGUCAAAGAAACGGUUAACUGACUCUUCCGUUGACGUCAAACUGUCUUCGGAAGCGGCGGUUAUGGCCGUUGGAAGAGGCGGCAACGAGACGUACUCUGUGGUGAUGAAGAUCAAAUCUCCUCCUCCGCCGGCGCCUACGGCGCGGCGGAGACCUCCGGUGGAUUUGGUAACGGUUCUCGACGUCGGAGGAGGAAGCAAGGUCGAGACGGUGAGGCGAGCGAUGAGGCUGCUGAUUUCGUCUCUCCGGGAGAACGAUCGUUUGUCUAUGGUCUCGUUCUCGUCGAGCUCGAAGCGGUUAUCGCCUCUGCGGAGGAUGACGGCGAACGGGAGGAGAGUAGCUCGUCGGAUUCUCGACGAUAUCUCCGGCGAGGGGAUGAUGAUGAUGAUGAGCGUGAAGGAUGCGGUUAAGAAGGCGGCUAAAGUGAUCGAGGAUCGCCGGGAGAGGAAUCUGUUCGCAACCAUCUUUGUGUUAACGGACUCGGCCCAUCAGGCCCACUCGGAUUUCGUGUCGUCCACGCGCGUGUCAGAGAUCCCCACGCACACUCUUCACCUCGGCGCGUGUGUCGCGGAGGACGUGUUCGCCAAACGCAUCAGAGGCUUGUUGAGUGUAUCUGUACAGGAUCUCACUCUACACCUCGGGUUGGUUUCCGGGUCGGGUCAAGGAGAGAUUACUUCGGUUUAUUCACUGUCGGGUCGACCCCUUUGGCUUGGAUCCGGUCUCGUUCGGUUAGGUGACAUGUACGGGGGAGAAGAAAGAGAAUUGUUGGUGGAAGUAAAAUCAUCCGGUGGGUCCCACAGAGUCAUGACCGUCCGAUCUCGCCACGUGGAUCCAACGACUCAGGAGACAAGAGACUCGGAUGAUAGAGCGCUUCUGAUACCACGUCCCGUAGCCGUCAGAUCAUCAUCAUCCAACACGAACAUCGCACGGCUCAGAAACGUCCACGUCAGCACGCGAGCCGUGGCGGAGUCUCGGAGAAUGAUGGAAGCCGAUGAUUACUCGGGCGCUGAGCGGAUGCUGACGUCAGCUCGAGCCUUGCUGGUGCAAUACGGGUUGAGUUCAGGAGACGCGUGCUUGCGUGGGUUGGAGAGUGAGAUAGCGGAUUUGAACCGCGUGAGAGGUAGACACGUGGCGGUGAAGAGCCCAGACACUGUGGCUCAGAAGACUGAGCCGUUGACUCCAACUUCGGCUUGGAGGGCGGCUGAAAGAUUGGCUAAAGUGGCGAUCAUGAAGAAGCAUAUGAACAGAGUCAGUGACCUUCAUGGGUUUGAAAAUGCUAGAUUCUAGUCUCUUCUUCUGGUGUAUUGUUUCUGUUUUUUUUCUUUCUUUUAAGAUGAAGUUAUGUAAUGAAAUGAUACAAAGAAAUAGAAUGGUAAAAAAAAUGGUAUAUGAAACAUAUUGUUGAGUCUUGCC